Messenger RNA from Vigna umbellata (rice bean), 3056 nucleotides. NCBI's taxonomy places the organism in Eukaryota, Viridiplantae, Streptophyta, Magnoliopsida, Fabales, Fabaceae. The record is from RefSeq and is a predicted model, not a curated record.
UAUUUUGCACCUUUUGGGCAAAACUCUUAAAGCAUCAUCUCGUUUAAAUAAACGGAUCGAAUGCUGGGCGCGCUUAGAACCAACACCAAAUCUUGACCAGUGGAGUGGAUGCUCACUAACUGCCGUAUGCAGACGUAAAUCUUAAGAGCCAAAACAAAAGAAAAGCGUAUUUGGUUCGUGUAGGGCUUAACCCGCAAAACCCUAGUUUCACAACUUCCCCUACCCUUGCAACCAUCAUGACCAAGGUUUACGGCACGGGGACGUAUGAUUUCCGCCGCCACCGCGUCGCCGAGUACCCGGUUGCGACGGUGGCGGAGCCCAAAGCGGUAGGUAAUGUGACCACCGGUGGCAGCGGUGCCGUUCCGAGCAGCAUCACUCUGUCGGAGAUUCAGCGCGACCGGCUGACGAAGAUUGCGGAGGAGAACUGGUUGACGAGCGGCGAAGCAGCGGCCGCGAGGGAUAAGAAGGAGUUGGACCCUGACCUGGUUCGCAAAAUCUACGAGACCGAAUUGUUGGUGAAGGAGGGUUCCAAACCCGUGCCCUUGCAACGCGUUAUGAUUCUGGAGGUUAGUCAGUAUCUCGAGAAUUAUUUGUGGCCUCAUUUCGAUCCUCUCACUGCCACCUUCGAGCACGUCAUGUCCAUCAUCAUCAUGGUCAACGAGAAGUUCCGUGAGAAUGUUGCUGCUUGGACUUGCUUCCAUCAGAGGAAAGACGCUUUCAAAGGCUUUCUUGAGAGGGUUCUUCGCUUAAAGGAGGGACGGGAACUGAGUAUAGCAGAGAAGACAAAUUAUCUAGUUUUCAUGAUAAAUGCCUUUCAGAGUUUGGAAGAUGAGGUUGUUAGCAGGACAAUAUUGAGACUAGCAAGUUUGAAAUCUUGGCACAGUUUAUCUUAUGGUCGUUUUCAGAUGGAGCUUUGUCUUAAUCCUGGUUUGAUCAAGAAAUGGAAAAGGAUGAUAAAGAAGGAGCCUGUGAAAGGAGGUGGAUCACAUUUAGAUCCCUCAACUACAGUUGAAGUGAUGUUCGUGAGAAACCUCAUAGAAGAAUUUCUUGAGAUACUGGAUUCACAGGUAUUUCCCCAGAAACAGUUUUCUGGUGGGGACGAUGAAAUUCUCGAUGGUACUGGUUCCGGGCUUGUUAAUGAUGCUUGUGUCCUGUACUGUGAGAGGUUUAUGGAGUUUCUAAUUGACCUCUUGAGUCAAUUACCAACAAGGAGGUAUUUGAGGCCUCUGGUGGCUGAUGUAGCUGUAGUUGCCAAAUGUCAUUUAAGUGCACUCUAUAGGCAUGAAAAAGGGAAACUUUUUGCCCAGUUGGUUGAUUUGCUGCAAUUCUAUGAAGGGUUUGAGAUUAAUGAUCAUACAGGAACACAGUUAACAGAUCAUGAGGUUCUUGAAACUCAUUACAGUCGAUUGCAGUCUUUCCAGCUUCUUGCAUUUAAAAAGAUGGAAAAGCUUCGGGAACUUGCUUUGACUAACAUUGGUUCUAUUCACAAACGUGCUAAUCUGUCCAAGAAAUUGUCUGUUCUUUCUCCAGAGGAGUUACGGGAGUUUGUUUGCUGUAAGCUCAAACUGGUCUCCAAGGAAGACCCCUGGUCAGAGAGGGUUGAUUUUCUUAUUGAAGUAAUGGUAUCCUAUUUUGAGAAGCAACAAUCUCAAAAAGAAGCUAUUAAUGCUCUUCCCCUUUACCCAAAUGAGCAGAUUAUGUGGGAUGAAAGUGUUGUACCUAGCAUAAAUUACUCAGGAGAAGGCUGUUUAGCAUUGCCAAAGCUGAACUUACAGUUCUUAACACUUCAUGAUUAUCUUCUUCGAAAUUUUAAUCUUUUUAGACUUGAAUCAACAUAUGAGAUACGUGAAGACAUUCAGGAAGCUGUUCCACAUCUUCUUGCAUAUAUUAAUAAUGAUGGAGAAACUGCUUUUCGUGGUUGGUCAAGAAUGGGAGUGCCAAUCAAAGAAUUCAAAAUUUCUGAAGUUAAACAACCUAACAUUGGAGAAGUCAAACCAUCAUCUGUGACUGCAGAAGUUACUUAUAGUAUUUCCAGCUACAGAGCACAGAUUAGAUCAGAAUGGGAUGCACUCAAAGAACAUGAUGUAUUGUUUUUACUAUCUAUUCGCCCUUCAUUUGAGCCUCUUAGAGCUGAAGAAGAAGACAAGGCUAGUGUUCCACAGAAGCUUGGCCUACAAUAUGUACGUGGAUGUGAAGUUAUUGAGAUUCGGGAUGAGGAAGGAAACCUUAUGAAUGAUUUUUCUGGAAGGAUUAAACGUGAUGAGUGGAAACCACCAAAAGGGGAACUGAGAACAGUAACUGUGGCUUUGGAUACAGCACAAUAUCACAUGGAUGUAAGUAACAUUGCCGAGAAAGGGGCAGAAGAUGUUUAUGGUACAUUUAAUGUGUUGAUGAGGAGGAAGCCAAAAGAAAACAAUUUUAAAGCCAUCUUAGAAUCAAUAAGGGAUUUAAUGAAUGAAUACUGUAUUGUUCCUAAGUGGUUGGAAAAUAUUUUUCUUGGUUAUGGGGAUCCUUCUGCUGCACAGUGGACUAAUAUGCCUGAUCUAUUAGAGACAGUAGAUUUCAAAGAUACUUUUGUUGAUGCUGAUCACUUGAAAGAAAGUUUUGUGGAUUAUGAGGUGUUUUUCAUUAAUUCCAAUGGCACAGAAAAUUUGAAUCCAAGGCCUCCUUUUAAGAUCAAGCUUCCGAGAACACUCAAACCAAGCAAUGGAUCUCUUAUUGGGAAUGCUAUGUCAACUGCUGGUGCAACAAAUGGUAUCAAUACCGCUGAUACUAAUAAUCAGAAAGAAACACUAGUCAUUGAGGCAUAUACUCCUCCAGAUCCAGGUCCUUAUCCUCAAGACCAGCCUAAACAAAAUUCAGUUAGAUUUACUCCUACUCAGGUGCAUUCAGCUCUUGAUCUCAAGCAUAUAUGUUCAAUUUUCAGGCUUACUGUUAGCUUUCUUCUCAUAUAUACAUUCCACGUCCUAUCAGAUACUGAUUUUUGUUUUUAUCUUACUCUGCUUCUUGCUUCCCUAACUGUAGAUGAUUGUGAUUAUUUGACCAAAAUUCAAUUU